Penicillium riverlandense is the source of this 1080-nucleotide messenger RNA. RefSeq lists its product as uncharacterized. The coding region runs from base 1 to 1080 and encodes 359 amino acids. NCBI's taxonomy places the organism in Eukaryota, Fungi, Ascomycota, Eurotiomycetes, Eurotiales, Aspergillaceae. The transcript has 2 exons. The record is from RefSeq and is a predicted model, not a curated record.
AUGGCACGCGGCCGGAACCUCGGUCCUACUAUCACAGGCGCAAACCCACCACCAACAUGCCUCCUAUGCGAGAUGCAAAUCCCAUCGAUGCAUGAUUCUGGAAUUGCAGACUCCCUUGAGGAUGCUCAAUUGCUGCUCAAAAGUCAAUGGAGGGGUUAUUGGAAAUCCAGUCUAAAGCAUGUGACGGUGCCAUCCAUCAAGGUAGAAGAGGCAUGCUUUGGCGAUUUUCCCCGGCUAUGGUCAUGUUUCUGUCGAGCUAUGAUCAAGGAGUCAGAUACUAAGUAUCGUCUAACGGGUAUUAACGUGGUGCCACGGCACCUAAAUGUCCACUAUAAUUUCCCGAAAGAUCCAACAAUCGCGAGAAUUGGUGGGAGAGAAAAUGCCCGAUAUGAUGAUCAAGACUUCACUCGAUUCCUUGCUGCGAAGAUCGGAAGACAGCCGCGCCAGUAUAAAGGGGAGCUACUUGGAUAUAUUAUUCAUGCUCAUUGCUGGGUGCUCUUUGGCCGAGUUCUGGGGGCCUUGCCGACUAAGACCAAACUCGCGAAAUUUAUCCAAUCUUCCCGAAAACACUGGCGCAAAGAAAAAUUACACGGCUUAGAAGAUUACAACAUUCGCUGGGUCAAGCCGAACCAGGCCCUAUCAGAGCUUGAGUACGGCUGUGAUAUUUAUCAGAAUCCACUAGUCAUACCAGCGCUUCAAGAAGUGAUUACCCGCGCGAACCCAAGCCACACCAUAUACCCUCUUUUUAACAAGCUUCCGAUAGAACUUGCUGUCCUGAUCUGUGAGUGGAUCUGCCCAGCUGACUACACCUCGAAUGAUGUUGAAAACCUGCGCAAUCUGCUUUUCGCAUUUCAGUGGGAGAUGCCGGAUGGCUUUUGGCGAAGGUGGCUAAAAGAAGAUUUAUUCUUCGAGUUAGAUACUCUCAGGAAGUCUAACUCUCCAGUGAAUUGGCAGGUAUUGGGACUUGAUUUGAUGGCUCUUGUCUCAGAUCGAACAUGGUAUACUACCAAUGGUCUAGCGAAUCGUGAACGCAUACUCAGAAAUAUAAUUGCUAUCAAAAGGGGCUUGGGAAUGAGUUAA